Molecule: messenger RNA, 3651 nt
Organism: Esox lucius (northern pike)
Lineage: Eukaryota; Metazoa; Chordata; Actinopteri; Esociformes; Esocidae
Gene: nos2b
Product: nitric oxide synthase 2b, inducible
Exons: 26
Coding region: 48-3284 (1078 amino acids)
Biological process (GO): nitric oxide biosynthetic process
Molecular function (GO): heme binding; FMN binding; nitric-oxide synthase activity
Source: RefSeq, a predicted model, not a curated record
GAAGAAUUGACAUUGGUCACAUCUAACUUAAGUCAACAAUUACAAAGAUGAAGUUGCUUGACCUUGAUACCAAAACAACUCGCCAGAGUCCGAAAUCUCAAAAAAGCAGGUGUGCCCUUUCUAUACCUGUGCGUAAUGUGAAGGAUGGAUCAACUCUCUAUGACUCUUUGCAUCACCAAGCAGUCAAGAAGCAGCCAUGUACUUCAAAAGUCUGUGAAGGUUCUCUCAUGACUCCCAAGGCUCUAAUGCCUUGUCCCAAAGACGCAUCUCUUGAGAUCCUAGCCCAGGCUAUAGACCUUAUCAACCAAUACUACAAGUCCCUCAAAAUUCCCAAAACAGAAGAACACAAGGCCAGAUUGGAGGAAGUUGAAAAUGAGAUUAAUACCACAGGAACAUAUCAGUUGACUUUGGAAGAACUACGGUUUGGUGCUCAACAUGCAUGGAGGAAUGCCCCAAGAUGCAUUGGCAGGAUUCAGUGGUCCAACUUACAGGUGUUUGAUGCCAGAAGGUGCAACACUACCAAGGACAUGUUCCAGUUUCUGUGUGAACACUUAAAGUUUGCCACAAAUGGAGGAAACAUAAGGUCUGCGAUCACAGUAUUCCCCCAGAGAGUGGAUGACCGGCGUGAUUUCCGGGUGUGGAACAGCCAGUUGGUUAAGUAUGCAGGUUAUGAGAUGCCUGAUGGCAGUAUCCAGGGAGACCCAUCCAGUGUGGAAUUCACUAAGAUCUGUAUGCAGCUUGGAUGGACACCACGCUAUGGGCUUUUUGAUGUGUUGCCACUGGUCCUGCAGGCCAAUGGGGAGGACCCGGAUUUUUAUGAAAUCCCACCUGACCUGAUCCUGGAGGUUUGCAUGGAACACCCUCAAUAUAAGUGGUUCCAAGACUUGGGACUGAAGUGGUAUGUUGUGCCAGCGGUGUCCAACAUGCUGAUGGAGAUUGGCGGACUUCAAUUCCCUGCCGCUCCAUUUAAUGGCUGGUACAUGGGUACAGAGAUUGGUGUCAGGGAUUUCUGUGACUAUCAGCGUUAUAACAUCUUGGAGGAAGUGGGUCGUAGGAUGGGCCUGGAGACAAAAAAGCUGUCCUCACUUUGGAAGGACCAGGCCCUGGUGGCCAUCAAUGUUGCAGUCAUAUACAGUUUUCAGAAGAAAAAAGUCACUAUCACAGACCACCACUCUGUAGCAGAGUCCUUCAUCAAACACAUGGAAACAGAGUUCCGGCUGCGUGGCGGCUGCCCUGCAGACUGGGUCUGGCUGGUUCCACCCAUGUCGGGCGCUCUCUCCCCCAUCUUCCACCAGGAGAUGGUCAACUACAUCCUCUCACCCUUCUUUUUCUACCAGCCUGAUCCUUGGACUACUCAUGUCUGGACUAAUGGGAAGAAAACCUCAAGCAACAAACAGAUCAGUUUCAAAUCACUUGCCAGGGCUGUGCUCUUCUCUUCAACUCUCAUGAGCAGAGUGCUGGCUAAAAGGGUGCGCUGCACUGUCAUUUAUGCCACUGAAACAGGCAAAUCACAGACUUUGGCCCAAAGACUGAACUCCAUGCUGAACUCUGCCUUCAACUCCAGGAUGCUUUGCAUGGAGGACUACAAUCUCAGUGACAUGGAACAGGAGAGCCUCCUGGUUGUGGUCACAAGUACCUUUGGCAAUGGAGACUCACCCCGAAAUGGAGAGAGUUUCAAGAAGCAGCUUUUCUCCUUGCAGUCUCUCGGGAACAAGUUAUGGUACUGUGUGUUUGGGCUGGGAUCUAAAAUGUACCCGCAAUUCUGUGCGUUUGCUCAUGCUGUGGAUGACAAGCUGGAAAAGUUGGGGGCAAAGCGGCUGACUCCCACAGGAGAGGGGGAUGAACUGAAUGGACAGGAGGAGGCCUUCUCUGCCUGGGCUCUCAACAUGCUAAAGGAUGCCUAUAAGGAGUUCAACAUCCAGAACCAGCUGAGCCAGCAGCUUCCUGAGGCAGAAAGAUUGUUUGAGGUCUGGGACCCUUUGAAAUAUCGUGUUGCACUGGAGAGCUGCACCCAGGACCGCAUCAGAGCACUUUCAUCCAUUCACUCUAAAACAAUAUUUCCCUUGAAAUUGAAGAGGAGACAAAAUCUGCAAAGCCAAAAUUCAAGUUUUUCCACCAUUCUGGUGGAGUUGGAGAAGGAGAAAAGUGAAGAUGUCUUGGAAUUCGCUCCAGGUGACCAUGUUGCGGUUUUUCCAGGAAAUCUCCCUCAACUGGUGGAUGGGAUCCUAAAGUUCCUUCCCCAUCCACCCCAAACUAACCAGUGCCUACGACUGGAAUACUGCUCAGACACUUUCCUAGAUGAUGAGAAAAACUGGCAUACUGUCAGACGUAUCCCAGCAUGCCCUUUGUCUCAGGCGCUCACCUACUUUCUGGAUGUGACCACGCCCCCCUCUCAGAAUCUUUUACACAAGCUCUCUCAGCUGACAAAACAGGAAGAACACCACCAGCGUCUGCUGACCUUAGCAAAGAACUCUCAGGAGUACAUAAAGUGGAAGACAUUCAGAGUUCCCACUUUCCUUGAGGUCCUGGAGGAGUUCCCUUCUUUGGAACCCAGCGCAGAAUUCCUACUCAGCCAGCUUCCCUUGCUCAAGCCCCGCCUCUACUCUAUCAGCUCCUCUCCACAGCUCCACCCCAAUGAGCUUCAUCUCACUUUGACGGUGGUCAACUAUCACACUCAAGAAGGACAGGGUCCUCUUCACCAUGGGGUGUGCAGCACAUGGUUGAAUACCAUUAAUGAAGGAGACCUGGUCCCAUGUUUCAUCAACAGCUCAAAUAGUUUCCACCUUCCAGCUGAGCCCAGUACUCCAGUCAUUCUAGUGGGGGCUGGCAGUGGCAUUGCACCCUUCCGAAGCUUCUGGCAGCAACGCCUAUAUGACAUGAAACAAACAGGGUUUUCUGGAGGUCCUAUGAGUCUUGUUUUUGGCUGCAAGAGCUCAGAGACAGAUGAGUUAUACAACGAAGAAACACUGGAGAUGAUACGUAAAGGUGUCUUGAAGAGUGUUACGUCCACAUACUCCUGUCAGCCGGGUUACCCAAAGUUAUAUGUCCAGGAUUUUCUGAGGGACAGCAUGGCAGAGGAGGUGCUAAGUGUGUUGUGUCAGAAGGAGGGUCACCUCUAUGUUUGUGGGGGUGUGAACAUGGCCCAAGGAGUUACUCUAGCAGUACAAGAGAUCCUGAGCAGCCAACUUGGCAUCACCCUCACCCAGGCAGGAGAAUAUCUGGCCAAACUCAAGAUUCAGAAGCGGUACCAUGAGGACAUUUUUGGAGCCCUGUUUAAGAAGUGAGGUGGUUGUGCUCUGGUGUCUACUGUUAUAAGAAUAAACCCAGUGGAUGAAUGUUGGCAAGAGAAAUAAAAUGUUUCUCUGCUAUGAUAUAGGUACCCCUCCCACAAGAGCAGUUCAGUAGUGCAUACUAGUCACGCAAUAAUGAAUACAUUCUUUCCUGCCUCUCUUUCUAAGCUAUUUCUGUUGAAGUUGUAAAUGAAAUGUUUCAUGAAAGUCUAUUAGUGUCUGUUACUUUUAACAUAGAAAUGUAUGAUUAUUUAUAAUAUGUAACACUCAAACGAAGUGUCAGGACUCUAUAAUUUACUGUACAUUAAAAUCUGAUUUACCCUGCAUAUAUUUUUAAUAAAAUAAAAUGUUGUACCAAACC